GAGUUACCCCCCUUUGAUUGCUUCCCUCUACGAGACAUGUUCUGGAUGUUAACAUCAAAUGGACUAUCCACCUCAAGAGGAAACGUGGAACUACACGUGUUAUUGAAUGUCACAGGUAUAUAUAAAGGUCCACCAUUUUCUUGAUGUCGCGGCUACAAGAUUUUUCUCAGUGGAAAGAGUUGCUGGAAGUGACAUUCAAACGUAAACAUGUGAAGAAAUGGAGAGAGAUGACUUUGGACAUCCUGGUGGUAGACUCCGGCUUCAAACCGGGAUUACUGUGGGAUUAUGGGAAACUGAAUAUAGAGAGCAUGGAACAGUUACUCCAAAAUGCAAAACAAAAAUUCCUCCUUAAAAACACACUUUGUGUUGUUACUAUAGAGAUGGACUACAUGAUUCUUAAUUUGGAUUCAUUAAGGGGAGAUCACUCUGUGUCAUGUUUAGACAACAUGAAGGUAGUGGACGUUUCUUUUGAGUUACAGCAACCAGAAGCGAUGGAUGACAAAUCAAGACUCCAAACAACCUACGAGGAAUACAAACAUAUUAUAGACGAUAGAAAAAAUGGGACUUGUUUGCUACAAAAUAUAUUUAAUCCAUCGUCUUUGUUCGGACUUCUCCUAGGCUUUCCUGUGAUCUACUGGUAUUCUAUGGAGGAUGAAGCAUCAGGGAACUGUCUCUCUUGUCAGCCUCUCACCGUCUACAGAGUUGUUGGCUGUUGCCAUGACAAUCUGAGGGAACAGCUCAAAAUGACCUCCCAUGUGGUGUACUCAUUCAGUGUUCCGGUGUGUGUGUCAGGUACUUAUUCCCAGUACAUCACCCACUGGUUCCAGAGGCUGGUGGAGACUGGGAGGUGGUCGCAGUGGUUCGAUGACAUCAGACUGGAGGUAGACACGGUGACACAGCCAAGUGUAUGUCUCUGAGGGAAAGGGUAGCCAAGUGGUUAAAGUGUCCGCUCGUUACGCCAAAGACCCAGAUUCGAUUCCAAACAAGCGGCUUAAAAGCAUACUCACUCACUCACUCAC
Molecule: messenger RNA, 1019 nt
Organism: Haliotis rubra (blacklip abalone)
Lineage: Eukaryota; Metazoa; Mollusca; Gastropoda; Lepetellida; Haliotidae
Product: UPF0739 protein C1orf74 homolog
Exons: 2
Coding region: 144-917 (257 amino acids)
Source: RefSeq, a predicted model, not a curated record